Malurus melanocephalus (red-backed fairy wren) is the source of this 3191-nucleotide messenger RNA. It is a transcript of the gene CLK3, whose product is annotated as CDC like kinase 3. Lineage: Eukaryota; Metazoa; Chordata; Aves; Passeriformes; Maluridae. The record is from RefSeq and is a predicted model, not a curated record. The transcript is spliced from 10 exons. The coding region runs from base 1479 to 2981 and encodes 500 amino acids. Gene Ontology annotation, biological process: protein phosphorylation. Gene Ontology annotation, molecular function: ATP binding; protein kinase activity.
ACCGGCCCAGGAGAUACCAGCAGCACUGCCGGAGACGCAGGAGCAGGUCUUGUAGCAGUGCCUCCUCGGUGAGUAGCAUCCACCACGAGCUCAGGGUUUAACUGUUCUUGCCUCCUUCCAGCCCCGAGCGCCCUGGGUGAGUACCUCGAACCCCAUUUCUGUGUCUGUUGGCAUCCCGUGGAGUGUAAAGUCCCGAACCUGUGUGGUGUCGAGCGGGGAGCGUUGGCGGUUGCAGGGUUUUACCGGGCCGGCCCCGGGAUACGUGAGGGAGCUAAGCCRUGUUCUUGGCGGCCAGGGAAGGGAUCAGGGAGAGCUUCCAGUGGCACUCACGUGGCAGCUGACGAGGGACAGCCUUGGCCGAGGGCCAGCCCUGCUGCCAGGGAUCCRGACGGCUCUGCUUUAUCCACGGCCGGGGAUUCGCUUCUGCCUGCGGCUGCUGCUGCUGCUGCUUCAGGGGGGAUUUGGUGCGCAGCAUUGCUCGGUUUGGCUUUGCCUGGAUCCCCUCCUGGCAGGAUCCAUCAGUCCGGGGCUCUGGAGAUGUUUUUGACCCGUUAGUUCUCAGAGRGGGCACACGUGUGUCCUCUUUCCCUGUUCCCACUUGGAUUUCAGCUUCUCUGCAAGCUUCACCCGGAGCGUAGUGUUCCUGCCAAGGAUUAGCCGGGAAUAUUUGGAGCUGGGUGGGGGGUUGGUGCCAGCAGUACCCUGGGAGUGGUGUGAGGUGUCAGCCCAAGCCCUUCAGCACUCUCCUGCUGUAAGGCACAACCCCCUCCCACCUGAAAUGUUGUCACAACCCAGUGACCGGCUCUGAUCCCGGCAGUUGGGUAAUCUCGGGCUGGGAACCCCCGGGCUCCUCCUUUUGAUGCCUUUCCAGUUUGCUUUGGGAUGUCAGUGUUGGAGGGAGCCAGGGCUGUGCUGGGAGCGCUGGUGGUGACGCUGUGUGGGUCUGGCCUGGGGACCUCAGUCCUCUGACACCUCACAGCCAUCCCAGCUCCCCUCUCCACCUUUCCUCUGUUUCAGCUGAUUUUUUGGGGAGUUUUGAUCUUAGCUUGUUAUUUCGGACCAGCUGGGGGGGCGAGGGGCACGGAAAAGAAGCCUGCUGGAAUCUCAGGCAUGGAAACAUGAAGGUUUCCAUGAAUUCCUUCGGCUGCAGGGACUGUAACUAUUUUUAAAGCUGACUAGAACAAGGUGAGGAAUUAGGGCAGCUCGCUUUGUGGACCGCGGGUCCUCGCAGGAACGUUGGGCUGGUUUUCCAGUAGAAGCUCUCCAGUAGCAGGGGGUGAACGUGACCUUGGACCUUGCCUGAAGCGUUCCCCGGGGAUUGAUUGACCUGUCCUGCUCCUAAAGCUCUCCCAGUUUUAAAAAGGCCCCCCAGGCCUGUGUGGCCCAGCAGGGCUACAGUGGAUUUAGGGUCAGUGUGGCUGGCAGCUGGCCCUGUCAGGACGGGCAGGACACGGAUUUGCCGAGGUASGCGGAGCAGGAUGGACAGAGGGAAAACUGCUACUGUGGCUUCUACUGGACAGCCUGUCCAAGCCGAGUGCUCGUCACGCUGGCCAGCCAGAGGGGCCACUCAUCCCGUGCCUCCUGUGGGGCACCGUGGUGCCAGGCCAGGCCAGGCCGCCUUCCCGCUGGAGCUCCCCGAGGCCGCGRCUCCCGAGCGAGCUCGUUUUCUUGCCGUACCUGUAGCUGUUGAUGACUUUUCUGUUUUGAAGUUAGUUUGUGUCUUGACGUGUCCCUUGCAAUAUCCCUAUCGUUAUAUAUGCUGUGUGCCUUAUGAAAUGCUGGGAUCUGGAAAAUCCACCCACCGGCGCCCCGUCGUCUCUCCACCUUUGAAUGACCGCACUCUUUGCCGUCCCGGGGGGCGGUGUGUGCAGAGAAGCCAACAGAGCAGUAAGCGCAGCAGGAGCGUGGAAGAUGACAAGGAAGGCCACCUGGUGUGCAGGAUCGGCGAUUGGCUUCAAGAGCGAUACGAAAUCGUCGGCAGCCUUGGCGAAGGCACUUUUGGGAAGGUGGUGGAGUGCGUGGACCAUGCCAGAGGCAACUCCCAGGUGGCACUGAAAAUCAUAAAGAAUGUGGGGAAAUACCGAGAGGCUGCCAGGCUGGAAAUCAACGUCCUGAAAAAAAUCAAAGAGAAGGACAAGGAGAACAAAUUCCUGUGUGUCCUCAUGUCGGACUGGUUCAACUUCCACGGCCACAUGUGCAUCGCCUUCGAGCUGCUGGGCAAGAACACCUUUGAGUUYCUGAAGGAGAACAACUUCCAGCCGUACCCUCUGCCGCAGAUCCGCCACAUGGCCUACCAGCUCUGCCAYGCCCUGAGAUUUCUACACGACAACCAGCUGACUCACACCGACCUCAAGCCAGAGAACAUCCUGUUUGUCAACUCGGAUUUUGACACGCUGUACAACGAGAAUAAGAGCUGCGAGGAGAAAUCCAUCCGCAACACGAGCAUCCGCGUGGCCGACUUCGGCAGCGCCACCUUCGACCACGAGCACCACACCACCAUCGUGGCCACCCGGCACUACCGUCCCCCAGAAGUGAUUCUGGAGCUGGGCUGGGCACAGCCAUGUGAUGUCUGGAGCACUGGCUGCAUUCUGUUCGAGUAUUACCGCGGCUUCACACUCUUCCAGACCCAUGAGAACCGUGAGCAUCUUGUCAUGAUGGAAAAAAUCCUGGGGCCACUUCCAUCCCACAUGGUCCACAAAACUCGGAAGCAAAAAUACUUCCACAAUGGCAAUCUGGUGUGGGAUGAGAACACGUCCGACGGCAGAUACGUCCAGGAGAACUGCAAGCCCCUGCGGACGUACAUGCUGCACGACUCGCUGGAGCACGCGCAGCUCUUUGACCUGAUGCGGAGGAUGCUGGAGUUCGACCCCUCGCAGCGGAUCACGUUCUCGGAAGCGCUCCUGCACCCCUUCUUCGCCGGGCUCUCGGCCGAGGAGCGGAUGCUGUGCGGGCGCGGCGCCAGCCGGGACCUGAGCAGAUGACGGACGGAUGGCCGGGAUCYGCCCUGGAUCCAGCGGAUGGAGGGCUCCGGCCUCUGCAGCCGGGCCCUGCUCCCUCCCCGAGUCCGCUGGGGCUGGGGCACUGCCACGAGGACCUUGGGGAAGGGAGGGGGAAGGAAAGCGCCAUUGGAAAGCACAGAUUUGUCUAUUUAUAUGUUGUAAAGUUAAAAUAAAGUGUUUCUUAUUGUUUGA